AUGCAUCAGUCUAAAGACGACGACGAAACAUUUGAGAUUCAUCCAAUUGAACCCGAGGGGCAGUUUCGGCCGACAAGAAUCGGUGACCUUGAUUUUUCUGUUGGUUCAUGGGCUUCAAGGAUUAGCAUUCUGUACGACGAACUUCAUUUACAAGCCACAGAAUGGAAUGGAGGAUCGUAUUCAUUGAACAGUUUUGUAUGGGCUCAUAAUACUGAUCAAUCCGAUUCGAGGUUGGGAGACGAUGAUGGCAAAGACGCACGGUUCAUUUUUUGCGGUGGUGUUAUACGACAAGAUAAGGUGGAAGGUAAUUAUCCAGUUAUCGCUGCACUAUCCUGUAAUACUGAGCGCAUGGGGCAUCCGAGGGCGUGGAAGUCUAUACGGCGAAUUGCUCGUUGUCGUGAUUCAGAAACUAUGGAACUUCCUUGCGAAAUUCGUAGAGCCUGCCAUGUUCAAUCUAUUAACGAGGAACCUAUCCAGCAACUAAGACUUGAUCUUGGCAGUAAUGCCGAGGUGGGGCAGGGUCUGGCAACCGCCGGUGGAACGAGCGUCAUCAAUGGAGAUGCAAAUGGUUAUGUAAAUAUAUGGGAUGUCGGAGCAAUACAAACAUAUUUGAAUACGAAAACCGGCAGCCUACUACCCGCGCACAAGAUGUCUGUGACAAAACCAGGCGAAAAGAUACUGUCGGUGGCAGCACAAUAUGAUAACAGUGCCCUCAACGUCUAUUGCACAACCGAUGCUGGCCGAUUAAUAGCAUGUGAUCCCAGAAAGUCUGGAAGCCCUGCCAGCACGAUUGAUUCUGCGCACAACUCUGCAAUCACUACAAGUGCUUAUCACCCUACGAAUGCACAACUGCUAUUGUCAGGAUCAAGCGAUGGUACUGUCAAAUGGUGGGACACUCGGAAAAUGGUUAGCUUAUACAACAAGUCACCGAUCCCGAUGGGAACACUGAAGGUUCAUACAGACCGUGUGAACAAAGUUGAAUGGUCGCCGCACCAUCCUUACGUUUUCGCCAGUUGUUCAGACGAUAAAAGCGUUGUUAUCUGUAAUUGUGAGCGUGUUGUUCACGAUUUAAAUAACGACUAUACAUUCCGACACGUUGGGCACAAGGAGAAGGUGACAGAUAUCUCCUGGCAUCCUGCCAAGCAUCAUCAGUACACUAUUGGAUCAGUAUCACCCGGUUCCGCAGAAAACCCCGGGAUGAUUCAAGUAUGGCGUAUAAAUUCAUUAGUAGCCAAAGGGCUGCGAGAGGGAAAGCCAAAACAGUCUAGACCGUUUUUAAUAGACAUGGAGAUCGAUUGA
Paraglomus occultum is the source of this 1299-nucleotide messenger RNA. Lineage: Eukaryota; Fungi; Glomeromycota; Glomeromycetes; Paraglomerales; Paraglomeraceae. The record is from the annotation of a GenBank genome assembly.